CAUCCCGUCAUUUAAAUCAAAACGAAAAGUCGUUUAUACGAUUAUACGAGCACAAGGAAUAACAGGUAAAACUUGCCGAAAUCAUGAAUCAUCUAAAUUCUGGUCUACUUUCAACAUACAACAGUCUAACAGACAAACAUUUAGCUGGAUACUUUAAUAACACAAGAAUAAGAAGACAUCUCCAGAGGGCUGGAUUGAUAACAAGAAGUGGGAGGAUUGUUCCUGACAAAGAGUACAGGCUCAAGAUGAUUCACCAGGAUCAUCAGAGACACAUGAGAGAAUGUCUAGCCCAUGCAGUCUUCCAAAAGGUCAUUGACAUGGAGCGCCACCACCAGGUAGAAAUCAAAAGAAAACUGGAGGAUUUUGCACAGAGGGAACGGUUACAUAAAAUCAAGGUAGAACAAACCAAACGAUACAAUGAAGAUAUUGUCCCAUCACUGUCUCAAAGGCCACCCACAGGCCCUAGGAAUGGCUACAAACAGCAUUCUGGACCAGGGCCAGAGCCAUCUGAGUACUCUGAAUCUCCAACUGCUUCGCGGCCUAACACAGCGCCAGGGAAGAUGCAGAGACCCCUUCGGCUCCAGCCCAUCCACAGCAACAGUACCACUGCUUCUAUCCAGAGGGCAUUCCCCAGACACAGGCACAGAGACUCCUCAGAUGACACAGAACAGCAAUUCACUUGCACUCUGGACAAAGACACCAUGAGGACUUUGACAAUUACUGAGUUCUCCAGUGGAAUAUACCCCUACCGCCUCCCAGUCAUCAACAACUACGUUACCCCAGCUCCCCCUACAGUAAAGAGGAGUUUUAAAGGCACUACAAAUAGAGUGAUAAGGGGCAGAAGGUUGCGGCCCACUACAGCUCCCAGUGUUCCUGCCCUAGUACAGCAGGACUUUAAAUUCCAGAAGACAUUAUUGCGCAGCAAUGUGUUAGUUACCAUGGUAUUCUAUGGGAGGACAAUCCACCUGUCUCAUGAUGAUAUGGAUAUGAGGCAUGAGGUGAAAGUCUUCCAGCAGCACUGUGGAGGGGAGAACCUCUGUGUUUACAAAGGGAAGCUGAUGGCAGGAGAGGCCUUCCAGUUUGUCUCCAGGCGGCACCAUGGUUUCCCUUUCAGCCUCAACUUCUUCCUGAACGACUUGCAGGUGGACCGGAUGAGCUCCUGCUGUGAGUUCAAGCACCGCAAGGGGUCUCGACUAGGUGGAAAACAUGGUCACUUUGGCUUCUCCAGUAUGGGCGGAGCUUCACCCUGCUACAAAUGUAUUAUAGCCAUGGGAUUGGAUAAGAAGCCCACCCCACCUCCAAAAAGAAUAAAGGAGGACAUAGGUACCUAUACUUCUUGGACCCAACAAAUGGCCAGUGAGGCCAAACAGGUGGAGGGAGAAGACAAUAAACCAGACAGUCACUCCCAUAUAGAGCCAGAGCCUGUAAAUAAGCAGGCUGAGGAUCACACUGUGGAAAGAGAGGCUAAGAACAACAUAGCCAAGGUGGAGGAGGACAAAGCCAAAUAUGACUAUGAGGAAGACUUUGAAGCUGAUUACAAGACAAUGGAUGAAACCAUGGAAGAAGCCAAAGUAGUGAAUGGGAUGGUUCGUUCCUCAUCCAAUAAUGGGAGGUAUUCCCAAACCAAAAAUAAAGAGGAUGGGGAGAGAGACAUACGUGAGAGUGAGGUUGAUGGAAAAGGCACAUAUUCUGACAUCGAUUUUGAAGAGGAUGACAAGACUGACAGCAGCAAGGAGGAUUCUGAGGGUGACGCAGAAGAAGUGAAAGAAAACAUGAAAGAAGAAAAGGCAGCAGAGGAUACGACAGGGCAGACAGAAGGGGUGGAAGGCACCUCACUGCCUCUAACUGAAAAAGACCAACAGAGUUUUGAAGAGCAAAGUGAAGCAGGGGAUGAUAGUAAUAUAGAGACCAGUUCCCCAGCACCCCCUCAGACAAUAAUGACAGCAGAGGGUGGCGCCGAGACACAUGAAAGCCCUGGCGGUAGCACAGAGAAGACUGAACUUGAACUGUUGGACAGCAGUAAGCAACCUGAGAAGAGGACAGACAAGCGUACUAUUUGUGCCGCAGUAGAUAAAUGUGGCAACGCAGCUAAGACAGAGGAGGAGCUUUCCAGCGUCACAAAGCCUGAGAGGGGGAGUUGGCUGGAGUUAAUUUUCCAUUUGCUUCACAUCUCUGUGUUCUCUCUAUGUCUAACCAAAGCCAAGUCUAUGCAGGAGAAGCUAGUUGAGGCCAUUUUGAAAGGGUGCCAGUGCAGUUCAGAGCCAGAAUUCAGUGAUACCAGCACUGAAGAAGUAGAAGAGUUCUCCAAAGAAACCAAAACCAUGGAGGAGAAUAAAACCGGUGUUGAAAGAGAGGAUGCCGAUAUCUCUUCAUUGCAGCCGCCAGCUAACACAGAGGAAUGUAGUGUUGAAACCAAAAUCAUUUCUGUGGACAAGGCAGCAGGAGAGCACCCAGCCACGAACAAGGGAGAAGUCUGUGCGAGUGAGAAAGAGCAGGAGGUGGGAGGUAAACCAGAAUCAGGCCUGGAUCCUGGUCUACCCACUGAAGAUAGUGUCAAAAUGAGUGAGCCUCAGACAAACCAGAAAAUGUAUAUAGUUGAAGUUGGAGUGAAAGCUGACGCAAAUGAAAUAGAUAGUCAAGAGAAGGACAUGAAAACAGGGGAAAAGUUGGAAGCUGGGGAGGCACAGUCACAAAAAUCAGUGACGGAUGCCCGGGUAGACAAACAGGUGAAAGCAGAGGAAAACAAUGCUGACAGAAGUGAACCUGAGGCUGAGGAGACUGAUUCUAAAGCAGAUCAGAGCAUAAGAGUGGUUAAAGCACAUAGCAGUACUGUAGCGAAGGAAACAUUUACCACUGAGGAGUCAGCUGUGGCUGAAAUUAAGAAGCAGGAUGCUGAGGGCAAGGAGGAAGAGACUGAAAGGAAGGUCAAAGUGACUAAAAGACAGGCAGAGAAAAUUACUGCUAAUAUCACUAAAAAUAUUGCAGAGAGACAGGAUACAGGGGAGGAACAACUUAAGACACGGGAAGGUCUGACUGAAAAGUCAGAGGAUGAACUCGAAGGACAGAAUGACAAAACCAUUGACACAAAUGAAAAAGCAGCAGACAAUAACACUUUAACCACAGCAGAGGGUACAAAAGAUAAGGGAAAUGGAGAGAAAGAAUUGGAGACUGAGGGCAAAGAAGCACAUGCUGAAGAAGAAAAAGGAAAGGCUCAAGGAGAAAUAGCUAAUGUCAAGAUGAAAAAGAACACAGAUGAAAACAAUGAUAUAGCCAUCAAUGCAUUUCAGAAAAAUAAAAUGGAAAGAAAGAAUUGUGAAGCACAAGCAGAAGAAAUGAAUGAAUUCACAGGGGCUAAGGAUAAAACCAAGGCAAAAAGCCAAGUGGUGUCAAAAGAUGUAGAAAAUGAAACAGAGAGCAAGAGUAGAGUGGAAAUAAAGCAAGAGGACAUAGAAAUAUGCCACAAAACUGAAAUAAAAUUAGAGGAGAAUGAUGAAACAGACAAAGAUGCUGAGAAUGGCCUUAAUGAAUGGGAAGAAAUAACUGAAAUGAAGAGUGAAGAAAAAGACGAGAAUAAGGUUGAAACUGUGCGACCAGCGGGAGAUGUAGAUUCCAAGGUUCAAGAAGUAGAGCUUAACUCCGAAAAACAGGAAGUCAAGCUUGACAAUAUUGUUGGGGUAAAAGAGGAAAAUGGUACAAAAGAAAAUAUAAUGGUAUAUGGGGAAUCUGGGGUUGAUGGGGAAUCCAGUGUUAGUGAUGAAGACAAGCAUGUCAACAGAGUUGUUGAGGAAACAGAGGCAAAGUGUGAAGUGAUGGAAGAAAAUCAACAGACUGCAUUCAUUACAGGAGUGGGAGAAUCCACAUUUGAAGAGGCCAACAGACAAGCUAGAGUUGAGCUUGAGAAAGGAGAGAAAGAAGCAUGUAUUUUUGAGAUAUGUUCCAAAGAAGACAAAAAUGAAGAGCAAGCUGUGACUGAAGGAGAAGGGAGUAAAUCUAACCCAUUAGAGCUGGAGUUAGAUGUAAUUUCAACUACAGCCCUGGAAACCAAGACUUUGGCAGAGGAAUUGAGGGUUGAGACUGAGCAAAGCAUUCCUGUGGAGAGGGAUGGCAAAAGAGAUUAUUUUGAUCAUAAAGACAAUGUAGUGAAUCCUACAAGAGCAGGAAAGGAAUGUAAGAUACAGAAAAGUGAGGUUCUCAAAGAGCAAAAACAGGAAGAGGAUAAUACACUAUCAAUGAAUGAAGAAAAAGUUACUGAAAUUAAAAUGCAAAAGUCAAGGAGCAGUAUAGAGGACAAGGAUGAUGCAGGGGGAAAAGCUAACAAGGGAGAAAUUGAUAUUGUUGCAGAGGCUAAAUUGCCUUUAAUACUUUGUGUGGAUUAUAGAAAAGACCCUGGAGCUACAGAUGUUGUGGUUGUAGAAGAUGCAGAGAAAAUGUCAAAUCUUUUACCAAAAGGACAGUCCCGGGAUCAAAACUCAACAGCAAGUAAUUCUAGUCUUAACAUAGCACCCAGCACAGAAAUAGACAGAGUAGAUGAAAAUGUAACCAUGGUUGAGGACUCUCAGAAUGAUGAAGUAAAAACGGAACAGUCAUCAGAAUGUCCCUUUGACUGCACAAAGGAAAUAGCUAAUACCAGCAAGGUUGACAGUGAUAAGGUUGUACACAUAUCUAUUGAAGGAGGUGAUAAUGGUGUUGAACAUGUUGUUAAAGAGAAUGGAAAGUCGUCUCAAAAAAAAAUAAAACUUGAUGAUCCUGGAGGGGUGGCAGAUGCUAUUACAACUUCUAAGUCACCAGAACUUCAGCUAGCAGAGCAAGUGGUGGAUCUCGAGCACGAGAGAGAUGUGUCUCUGGGGGAAGCAGGAACCUCUGAGCCAAAGAUGAAGUCUGAAGCUGAGGAAGAUGUAGUUACUCCAGAAGCUAUGAUGAAAGUGGACAGUAGAGAUCUUGUGAGUACCUGGAUCAGUAAACAUCAAGCCUUAAGAUGCUUUCAAACAUUCACAGAGACAUUAGACCUUAAUAACUUGUCUGUGUAUGAAAGACGACAGCCUAGUGAUGAUGUAAGAGGAACAAUGUAUGUAACAAAAUUGUCUGAUUCUGAUCCAGAGAAGAUUUCAGAGGCAACUGAAAAAAACACUGAUGCCAACACCACUGUCCUGGUUCAGGAUGUACAUUUCCAAGGCAAAGCUGACUGUCAUACAGGAAAUUCAAAAGUUGACCUUGAAGCAAGGGCCGCAUUUGAGUCUGACAGCAAGUUGGAAAAUAUAAAUAUGGAAGGGGAUCACUGGAGGUCUGUUUCAGGACAAGAAAAUAUAGAAGAGAUGCUUACAAAGAGCAACAUCUCCAAAGAUAAUGUACUCACAGGAUAUGAGCCCUUUGAAAAAUUAUCACAAGAAAAGCAAGCACAAUUUCCAAUAAUAAAAACAGAGGAAAAAAUUUAGUUUAGAACAUUUAAUGUCCCUUUGCAAACCUGAGGAUAGUGACAAAAAUCAAGGAAACUCUUAGGAUUGCCAACAAAGAGUCAGAAGUGAAUGCGAAGGAACAAAUCACAACUGAAGAAAUACCGGAUUUACCAACCAUUACAAGUACCAAGGACAGAGAGAAAGAAGGUACAGAAUGGUCCCUGUCCCACUCCAAACCAGUGGGCAGUGACAGAAAUUUAACAGAAGCUGGAAAAAUCAAAGAAAUGUCAGGGGUGAAUGAGGAACAAGGCACUGUAGUUGAAGAAAUAGCACAUCUGACAUCCAUUACAUAGACUAAGGACAAAAACAAGGAGGAUUAGAAAAGUCCAGUGCCCUAUAUAGUGGAAUAUAGUGGAAAGUAGCAGAAAUUCAAAAGGAUCUGAGGAUUUCAAAGAUGACAUAAAAGUUAAUGAAGAACAAAUCGUGGCUUUUGAAGACAUGCAAGUUUUGACCAACAUAACCAAAGCUGAGGAAAAAAAACUGAAAAUACACUGAAAUUCCACAGUCACAUUCUAAUUAAAGGGAUAGUAGCAGGAAUUCACUCAGCAAAACACUCAGGACGCUAUUCCAAACCUGAUAAGAGUAACAUAAAUCAGAUU
Messenger RNA from Megalops cyprinoides (Indo-Pacific tarpon), 6052 nucleotides. RefSeq names its product glutamate-rich 3 (gene erich3). The record is from RefSeq and is a predicted model, not a curated record. The transcript is spliced from 15 exons. Bases 84 to 5432 code for a protein of 1782 amino acids. Lineage: Eukaryota; Metazoa; Chordata; Actinopteri; Elopiformes; Megalopidae.